Messenger RNA from Solea solea (common sole), 3837 nucleotides. It is a transcript of the gene spag1a, whose product is annotated as sperm associated antigen 1a. The record is from RefSeq and is a predicted model, not a curated record. Bases 87 to 1262 code for a protein of 391 amino acids. Gene Ontology annotation, molecular function: protein binding. The transcript has 8 exons. Lineage: Eukaryota; Metazoa; Chordata; Actinopteri; Pleuronectiformes; Soleidae. Gene Ontology annotation, biological process: axonemal dynein complex assembly. Gene Ontology annotation, cellular component: cytosol.
CCAGGAACAGAUGCAGCUGCAGUUCAGAGAGAGGGUGAGGCAGGGAGGCAGGACGAGUUUGCACACACUGUAGAGGGAGUGCAGCUAUGGGGAACACGCAGGAGAAACCUUCAGGCAGUGGAGGAGCGAGGCUGGAUCAGGCCACAGCGGGGAACGGCACCAGAAGCUGGGGUGGAGGCAGCACGGACAAGCCCAACACACAGGGAUUUACAAAGAGGGGGAUGGCCAAUGGCACGCAGAGAGAAAACAGCCCUGCUGGUGGACAACGGGAGCAGAGCAGCCCUGCAGUGGACACAAGUUACCUGGACGCUCCUGCUGGGGCCCUUCCUCCUCACCUGGCUCGCCUCAAGAACGAGGGAAACCAUCUCUUCAAACACGGACAGUUUGGAGAUGCUGUGGAAAAAUACACUCAGGCUAUUGAUGGUUGUGUGGCAGCAGGCACUGAUAGUCCAGAAGACCUGUCUAUUCUCUACUCCAACAGAGCUGCCUGUUACCUGAAGGAUGGAAACAGCUCAGACUGCAUAGACGACUGCACCAAGGCUUUGGAGCUGCAGCCGUACUCAUUGAAGCCCUUGUUACGUCGAGCUAUGGCCUACGAGUCACUGGAGCGCUACAAAAAAGCCUACGUGGAUUAUAAGACUGUGCUGCAGAUGGACACAGGAGUGCAGGCGGCUCACGACAGUGUCCACAGAAUCACUAAGAUGCUGAUCGAGCAGGACGGGCCUGAGUGGAGAGAAAAGCUUCCAGAGAUUCCCGCCGUCCCACUCUCUGUCCAGCACCUACACAGACAGAAACCAAUCAGCAUUGAGCUGGCCCAGGCCCGAGCCGCCAGGGCUGCACAAGACGAGGUGAGGAGAAAAGAGGCUCAGUUCAGUGUACUGAAACAGAAAGGCAACGAUCUGGUGAAGAAUGGUCACUUCCAGGAGGCACUGGAGAAGUACAGUGAAUGUCUCACCAUGAGAUCUGAUGAAUGUGCUGUUUAUACCAACAGAGCCAUUUGCUUUCUGAGGCUGAAUCGCUUUGACGAGGCCAAACAGGACUGUGACUCUGCUCUGCAGCUGGAGCCGAGCAACAAGAAAGCCUUCUACAGACGAGCUCUGGCCCAUAAAGGUUUACAGGACUAUCUGUCAGCCAGCACUGACCUGCAGGAAGUCCUCCAGCUGGACCCAAACGUUCAGGAGGCCGAGCAGGAGCUCGAGGUGGUGACUGGUUUGCUGAGACAGAGCCUGAUGAAGAGCACUGCGCACACACCGAGGGUUUGAUGUCUCCCUGCGGAUCAAUAAACAGGUGUGGACUUGUAUUAUACUAUUAGCAGCUGUGGAGGGAAAAAAAAACCCCACACUCUUUUUAAAAGCCAUCAACUUGAUUAAGUAAGACCUGUGAAAACAGAAAUGACUGGUGGUAAUUUCUACGACAGGCUCCUUGGAUGACUACGGUGUGAGGGCUGCACCAUCUGUAACGUGUGCAAACUGCACCAUAACUCCCGAGUGCACAACUCUACAAAACAGGCAGCCUUGUUUUAAAAAAAAAAAAUAAAAUGUCAAAGUGCUUGACCUGCUUGCAAUAUAAAGGCAUUCACGUGAUGGUGUAAUGCGUUGUAUAUACAGAUUCAUGCACCAAGCUGCCGCACACUGUUCUCUAUUGAGGUAAGAUGGAAAAAAAGCAGAGUGAGGGAUCUAAUGUGUGCCUUAUUGAAGUUGUUAUUGGGCAGGAUGAAAUAUGCCAAGAUUGAGUUUUACUUUGAUUUUUCUUUUUUUGUGUUUGUUUGGUUUCAAAAUGAUUCAGUCAGCUGACGAUGGAAGGGCUGAAAAAAAAACCUGAUCCAACUCAAGUGUAGCAGUAUGUGAAGAUGACAAAUGCGUUCAGUAUAGGUCAUUUAUCAUCUCGGUACGUUUCUGUGUAUCGAGGCUUCCAGCUCUGUCACUGUUUAUACCUAUUUAUAUUAUCAUAACUGCUGCUAAUUUAAAGCUUUAACAGACUUUUAACCCUUUAUCGGGCAAGUGACUUUAAAUGAUAACUUCUGCAGAUAUCCAAAAUGGCAUCGCUACACAGCGCAGUGAGGUUGGAAAAUCACAUGACGUUUCUCAGCCAAUCAGCGAAGGUUAGGCUACGUCACAGAUUGAUAUUUUUUACAUGAAAAUUCAAUAUUUUAAAGCAAAAACGUCUUGUUGUGCCCUGCAAUGACACUAUAGGAAAAAGAUAAUUUAAUUUUGAAUUUACAAGCAUUUGAAAGGCUGUCUGAUAAAGGGUUUAAUAAAAGUCUGUUACAGUCACACAGUGCUGAUUAGGCCUUCGCUCCACAUAACUCCCUCUGUGUUUCUCGGUAUAGUAGUGAGUGUUAAGAUCCAUUGCCCGGUGACAGAAUAAUAAAAAAAAAAUCCAACAGAAGUUACGCAUUGCAGCUUUAAGAUGACAGCUCACAGUAUAAUGGUCAUGCUUUUGGGGAAGAAAAAAACCAACGCAGACCUCCACAGCUAAGCCAUAACAACACUGACGGUAAUAUAGAUAUUUUUUAAGACUGAGUGAGCUCAGUGUUGAGGUCGUAGCUAAUCAUACGGUUGCUGCUUCCCCCGGUUUUAGAUAAAUAUCCAGUCACUUACUGUAAUGCAGGGUUAUUACCGUUAUUACAGGUUACAUAUUCACGUACUGUACUGUGUUGGUCUCAGGGUCAGUCUUGAAUGUACACGGGGAACUUAAGUCUCCUGCUGCAUCCAAUAUUAAUGUUUGUGUCUUCAGCUGCAACAAAGAAAAAAAAAGAAAAAAAGGAGCAAGGAUUGUCCAUCAAUCACCUCACCUAGUCAUAUCAACACACAUUCAUAUCACAGUAAAAACAUGAUAUCACAUACUCCUCUAUAGAGCCAAACGAGUGAUACAGCUCCAAGCAAAACAGUCCCAAUGAAGGUUUAAUUCUGUGGAAGCCAUCUUCAGUCUGAAUAAACUGAUAUUUUAUAUAUGAUAGAGGCUUUUUAACCCUUUUGGUUUAUUUCUUAGCAGGAUUAACAAAGGCAAAUGUGAUAAAGGGGGUUCAUAGGUUGGAGAAUUCCCAUUUGCUUCUGAUGUGGAUUAAACAGUAGAUGCAGGAACACUGCAACAUAGGGCGUUAAAACAUUGUGUUGAUUGUUCAGGGAAUUAUGCACAGAGCUUGAUUUUUGUUGUUUUGUUUUAAUAAUCAGGCAUGUUCAGUGGUUGGAUAGUCACACGUCUGUACAAUAAUUGUGCUGAUGAAUUGUUUUGGUUUUCUUCUAUUAAAGCAAAAAUUAGGUUAAAACAGACGUAUUACAAGAUGGAAAGGACAGACAGGUAAUCAAAUGGCAAAACGUACAAUUGGAAAUCUCACAUUAUUUAGCAGUUUUAUGAUACUUACACACAGUAUAUCCUGUCCCGGCUCCUUUGCACAGGUGUUUUCACUUAUUGAAUCUGAUUAGAGCUGGAGUGCAGUCAGAACACACGGCAGCUCCUCCCACUGUAACCUGAGCAGAGGGUUAAUUAACCAGAAUUAAAAACACCUGUGUGGCUGAGCAGGUUCCCAAACACCACGGGAGCCGCUCUGUUUUUAUUUGAAUAGCAAACAACGCCUCAUGCUUUUGAAACGUCCCGUCAGCUCAUGCAGACGUAUGAAUAGCACAAUGUGCCACGGCUGUUAUUUCACUUGUGUCGACAUGUACAUAACUUUGUUUUUCCCCUUUUAAAAUAAAAAAACACAAAAAACUCAUCGACGUGAAACCAUUUGACACGAGGCUUGAACAGCAUCUCGCUUCUCUGAAUGUAAAAGCAUGUACUGUAUGUAAAUAGUUUGAAUGCAAAUGUAAAUAAUAAACAAUAAUGUGAAUGCUUUAA